CGUGAUGGCAGAUUGCGGGUCAUAAUUAUCAUUUAUCGUAGAUUGCCGAAUACCGAGGGUUAUCAUGUCGAUAGCAGCCAUGAACAAUCAAUCCUUUGGCCAGUCCUUUUCUCCAUACACGACCAACACGCCCUUUCCCAUCCAGGGCCAGCCGGCGCCUAAUUUCACGCAAAAUGUCUUGCAGCACCAGCAACACCAGCAGCAGCUGUCCGGCGGUUAUGCGCUGCCCUAUUCUCAGUCCAUGUCCCCGUCAGCCAUGAUGCCCAUGACAGCAUCCCCUUCACAUCGUGUCUCACCUUAUGCUACUUCGGCCGUCGCACAAGGCUCGCCUCAGCAAUCACCCAUGGCAGCCCCGCAAUCCCGACCGGUGCACUCUCCGUCUGCUGGCGGAUCCCCCACGAGUCUAUCACAAGAGAAGGAGAGGAUUGCACUGCUACUUGACAUCAACGCCGACUUGCUGCAAGAGAUGCACACGUUACAGACGCAGGGCAAGGGAGGAGCAACUUCACCUCAGGCGGCUGCUCACCUCAAGCAACAGGGUCUGCCAGAUGCCCUUGCGUCCGACGAGUAUACCCAGUAAGGCUAGCCACAUUCCACCACAGACAUCAGCCAUUCCUACUAAUGCGCAAUGACUCGCAGAGUAUAUCUCCGAUUACACUCAAAUCUAGGUUAUGUGUGUGGUCAGACCGACAACCAAUCAAAACCCGG
Messenger RNA from Aureobasidium subglaciale EXF-2481, 708 nucleotides. RefSeq lists its product as uncharacterized. The record is from RefSeq and is a predicted model, not a curated record. The coding region runs from base 65 to 580 and encodes 171 amino acids. NCBI's taxonomy places the organism in Eukaryota, Fungi, Ascomycota, Dothideomycetes, Dothideales, Saccotheciaceae. The transcript has 3 exons.